UAGACCACCGUAUGCAACCGUGUUAUAUGGAGGCGGCGUUUUCGUUGUUGUGUCAAAACAAUACGAGACCAGCAGAAUAUCAGCACACCCAUCGGCCAGCGUAGAUAAAGGCACAAGCUAGCAAAGAUUAGGAUUUAUUUUGCCCACCGCGACCCACAAACCAGAUCUGAUCCCAACCAGAGAUCACCCCAAGCACACAGCGGCAAUGAAAAUCACAGUGACCACCAGCGAUGACAAGGUCUUCUGUUUGGACGUGGCCCAGGAUCUGGAGCUGGAGAAUCUCAAGGCUCUCUGUGCGAUGGAGAUCGGUGCAGAUGUGACCCAAAUAGUCGUAAUAUUUAAUGGGCGCGAGCUUUCCAUUGACAAACAGACGCUCCAACAGUGCGGCGUCGGUGAUGGCGACUUCAUUAUGCUGGAACGACGCAGGAGCGCCAAUCGCUCAGGUGGCGGGAAUCCAGCGAUCAGCACGCUGGACUUCAGCAGCAUCGCAGUGCCGGGCACGAGUUCUGGCGGCAGUCCACCUUCACGGAGUGCCCAGUCGCAGGGAUUGCAACAGACACAAUUCAACAAUCUCACAGAUAUUCCCAUGACCGAUGAGUUUAAUGUGAACUUCGAUGACGACCCAGCGACAGUACGCCAGAUGUUUCUGUCUAGUCCCGAGACACUGUCGCUACUCCGGCAAUACAAUCCACGUUUAGCAGAGGCAAUCGAUUCCGGCGAUCAGGAAACCUUUGCUCGUCUGCUCCGCGAGCAUAUUACGGAGCGAAAGCGGCGAAAUGAGCAGCGUAUGCGUAUGCUGAACGCCGAUCCCUUCGAUGAGGCGACACAACGCCUAAUUGCAGAGGAGAUCAAACAGAAGAAUAUCCAGGAUAACAUGGCGGCAGCCAUUGAAUACAAUCCGGAGAUCUUCGGCACCGUCACUAUGCUUUAUAUCAAUUGUAAAGUGAAUGGAUUUCCGGUUAAAGCCUUUGUGGACUCUGGCGCCCAGACCACGAUCAUGAGCAAGGAUUGUGCCGAACGAUGCCACGUCAACCGGCUGAUUGACACGCGUUGGAACGGUGUGGCCAAGGGUGUUGGCACACAGCCCAUUCUUGGCAGGAUUCACAUGGUGCAGCUACAGAUUGAGAAUGAUCAUCUAACGUCUAGCUUCACAGUGCUGGGCCAGCAGCCCAUGGACAUGUUGCUGGGUUUGGAUAUGCUGAAGAGACAUCAGUGCCUAAUUGACUUGCAGCGGAAUCUUUUGAUUAUCGGUACCACGGGUACAACGACUCCAUUUUUGCCGGAGAGCGAGCUGCCGGUCAGCGCCCGGCUCACAGGAAACUCUGAGGAAUCGAUGGAGCAGGAGGCCAUUGCCAAUGCCAUUGAGCAGAGCAAGCGAGAGGGUGGCGGCGGCGGAAGUGGCGCUGGGGGUGGACCCAAUACAAUUCAGCCACUAGACCGUUUCACCGAACAGGACGUCACCGAUCUCAUGGCCCUAGGAUAUCCACGCAGCGAUGUGCUCACCGUGCUGCGGAUGUGCGGCGGCAACAAACAGGCGGCUAGCUCCGUGCUGCUGAACCGCAACGCUGCCGCCUCGGGAGCCGAACUCAGCUGAACACGGCUAGAUCCACAGUACACAACACCGCAUACCGAAAUCCCCACAGACAAAAACCAUAUUGCUAUACGAUGAACAUGUAGAACCCCACUAAAUGGAUGCCGUUCCAACGAAAUACUCCGAGCAAUACCAAAAAUAAUCCACGCCACAAGAAAUGUCAAGUAAGAAACAGUAAGACGGUAAUACACACAACAACAACUAACAAGCAAUGAAAUCAGAAACGAAAAUCUUUCUAAUUUAGUAAAAUUUUUAUAAACUGAAGCCACUUUUUUAUACGAAUCGUUUGUUACGAUGUACAAUAUCUAAUUAUGGUGUUUUUCCAGCACCGGAUCAUUUUUAAAGCAGAACAAGGGUUGGUUUUUUCUAGAGAAUAUUGAGAGAAUUAAAAUAGGCGAUUUAGUCUAAAAACUUAAGACAGAAGUAAUGGAUAAAAAAAAUGGAUGGUGACGGAAGCAAGCCGCAUCAACGAAAAUAUAAACGGAAAUAAGUACGCCUGACUAUUUAAAUAUAUUACAAUUAUACACAAUUUGAACUAGUAUUAAGGCUCUGUCAAGAAAAACUGAAAUGGGUUCAAUAAAAGGUCGAGAGUAUUGUUUUGGAUUUGAAAAGAAAA
This is a messenger RNA of Drosophila eugracilis, 2207 nucleotides long. It is a transcript of the gene rngo, whose product is annotated as protein DDI1 homolog 2. Gene Ontology annotation, molecular function: protein binding; aspartic-type endopeptidase activity. Bases 206 to 1594 code for a protein of 462 amino acids. NCBI's taxonomy places the organism in Eukaryota, Metazoa, Arthropoda, Insecta, Diptera, Drosophilidae. The transcript is spliced from 4 exons. The record is from RefSeq and is a predicted model, not a curated record. Gene Ontology annotation, biological process: proteolysis.